AAGGGUCCGGGUUGGACUCGAGUGCCGCCGGCGAGUCCGGACGGCGAGGGGGCCACCGGCGAAGCAGCGAGAGGGGGACUGGCACUCGGGCGGCACCGGCGGGUCGACACGACGAGGCGCUCGCUGCAGGCCAGCCGCGAAGCAGCGAGAGGUGGCCUGGGACUCGAGCGGCGCCGGCGAGUCGAGACGACGAGCUGCUCGCUGCAGGCCAGCGGCGAAGCAGCGAGGGGCGAACUGGGACUCGAGCGCCACUGGGGGGAGCGGGCCUGACCUGAACUGGUCGAGCUGACGACGGCUCCCUGGUGCGGGGCAGGGAGUCGGCGUCGGAGCGGGGCGGCCGGCGUAGAGCUGCGGCGGAGCAGAGGACUGGAACAUCUUGGGUCACUAGUCAGGUCAGGGCUUCUGCACAGGUAUGAGAGGGACCUAUGAUCCACUGCUGGGGGCGCGGGUUGUGCAAAGAACUGAUGAUGUGCAAGGAAGUGUUCUCCAUCAGCUAUCUUUGAUUUGGCGAGAGAUCGAACCUUUCAUCUUCCUUGGAGCAGCUGUUGGCUUGGGUUGGGCAGCAUGGAAGUACUACGAUCGUAAAGCGGCUAUGCGCACCUACGGGCGCCACAUCACCGGCAAGGGAGUCGGACUGGUUGUCGGCCGUGAUGAUGAGAUCGACCGCGUUAUUUCCAUCCUCUGCCGCAAGACCAAGAACUGCGCCGCGCUGGUUGGCCACGCGGGGGUUGGCAAGACUGCCAUCGCCGAGGGGCUCGCACAGCGCAUCGCUACCGGCAAGGUACCUGCUGCUCUUGCUGGGGCACGUGUCGUGGAGAUCGACCUCGGGACCAUGGUUGCUGGGACUUGUUUGCGCGGUAUGUUUGAGGAGCGAAUGAAGAGCGUGAUAAAGCAGGCGGAGAAUGCGGGCGGCAAGAUAAUUCUCUUCAUCGAUGAGAUGCACGUGGUUCCUGGUGCUGGUGAUAGCCACGGAAAUACAGACGCUUCCAGCUUGCUGAAGCCGGCUUUGGCCCGUGGUCGUAUCCGCUGUGUAGGUGCGACGACUUUUGAUGGUUACCGCAAUUACAUUGAGAAGGAUCCUGCACUCGAGCGGCGAUUCCAGAAGGUGCAUAUCGAGGAGCCAAGCACGCAGGCGACAAUUGGCAUUCUGCGGGGGCUAAAGCAGCAGUUCGAACAGCAUCAUGACUUGGAAAUCCAAGAUGCUGCUCUUGUUGCUGCUGUGCAGCUUGCUGCCCGCUACAUCACUGGUCGUCAAUUUCCGGAUAAGGCUAUUGAUCUGAUUGAUGAGGCGUGCACUGCCAAAAUAAAAAGGGCGAUUUCUGAAAAUUCAUUGAAGGGAGCAGCUGUUGAACCAAAUGAUGUCGCACAAGUUGUGAGCCAAUGGACUGGAAUUCCUGUAUGUGCACUUGAGCAAGAGGAGAUGGAUAAGUUAAUCCACCUAGCGGACAGGCUUCAUGAGCGAGUUAUUGGCCAGGAUGAAGCGGUAAAUGUGGUUGCUGAAGCAGUGGUAUGUUCUAUGACUGGCCUUGAUCAUCCGGGCCAACCCAUAGGAUCUUUCCUCUUCUUGGGCUCAACUGGUGUUGGAAAGACAGAGCUUGCAAAAGCUCUUGCUGAGCAGCUAUUUGGCAGCGAGAAGAUGUUGGUUCGCUUUGACAUGUCUGAAUAUGUUGACAGUGGAUCUAUUUUGCGUCUCAUUGGAGCACCCCCAAGCCAUGAUGGCUAUGAUGACGGGGGGCAACUGACUGAGAAAGUUAGAAAUCGCCCAUACAGUGUCAUCCUUUUCGAUGAGGUGGAGAAGGCAGAUCCCUCGGUGUUGAACAUUUUUAUUCAACUUCUUGAUGAUGGUGUGUUGACUGAUGGCAAAGGACGGACGGUAGAUUUCAAGAAUACCAUCAUCAUUAUGACAUCAAAUCUAGGAGCAGAGCACCUCACAGCAGGAAUGGCCGGAGAAAUCACAAUGGAUGCGGCACGUGACCUUUUGAUGAAACAGGUUCAGAAACACUUCAAACCUGAGUUCCUCAACAGGCUGAGUGAGAUUGUGGUAUUUGAGCCGCUUUUGCAUGACAAACUGAAGGAGAUUGUGAAAAUCCAAAUGAAGAGCGUCAUUGCCAGGGUGGCUGACAAGGGCAUCUCUCUUUUCGCAAGUGAUGCUGCGUUGGAUGUCAUUUUAUCGGAAUCAUACAACCCAAUGUAUGGUGCAAGGCCCAUAAGGAGAUGGUUGGAGAAGAAUGUGAUGACUAAGCUGUCCCAAAUGCUGGUUAAGGGUGAGGCCAGUGAAGGCUCGACAAUCACCAUUGAUGCUGCGGACGACAGGAAUAAGCUCAGGUAUAAAGUAACGAAGAAGGCAGAGCUUUCCAGUGUCAUCUGCAACACCGACAUCGGUGGUAUGGCUGCCGUGGUGAGUCCCAUAAAAAGAGUUGUCUCUCUGUUAGCGAGGGUGGCCCUAAAGCAUCCUGACGGGCCUGCGAGGAAGACCUUGUAACGGGAGUUAAGACAUAGACCAGUUAAAUUAUGAGGAAACUAAACUCACGCUACGACUAAUAUGAGCAAUUCCUCUGUACUUGGGAAGCUCAACUCUAAUAGGAGGUUUGUUUAACAACUACUGAGGAAAGCUGGUUAGUUCAACCUACGCGGAGGUUCCUGUGGUUUUCUGGGAAACUACCUUUACAGUCGGGUAUCUAGGAAUUGUAAUUCUCUCACUAUGUUCAUCUUUUGGCAAACCAAGUCUCUUGGAAUUUGAAAUCCAACUACCUCCUGUAGCUUUAGUAGACCUGUAAGUCAGUAGAUGAUACCCAUUGUUCUGUAUCUUUAGACUUCAUAGCAGUAGAAUUACAUACAAUCAAUGCAUUAGUGACAUUGCAAA
Molecule: messenger RNA, 2863 nt
Organism: Triticum dicoccoides
Lineage: Eukaryota; Viridiplantae; Streptophyta; Magnoliopsida; Poales; Poaceae
Product: chaperone protein ClpB1-like
Exons: 7
Coding region: 413-2482 (689 amino acids)
Biological process (GO): cellular response to heat
Cellular component (GO): cytoplasm
Molecular function (GO): ATP binding; ATP hydrolysis activity
Source: RefSeq, a predicted model, not a curated record